GAAAAUAUCUGUAUAACGAUAAGAGAGUAAAAAUCAGCCACUUGAGAAUGAUUUUCAAGUUUUUACAAUGUUUACAUUUUCUUUACUGUAGAUAUUAGGGCAAUAGAGUAGACACAACCACAUCAAUUAAAAUAUUUGCAUGAUGAACGAAAGUGAAUUAAAUUCAUUAGAUGCGGAAGCAUCGAAUAAAGUACAAAUUCUUGAGACGCCAGAAGAGAGAAAAAUGAGACAAUUGUCUCUCAAAAUCAUCUACUUCACAAUGUUUCUCAUGACACUCGGAUUCUCAAUUAUUUUGACUGGCAUUUGGCCGUACUUAGAUAAGUUAGACAAAAAUGCUGGGAAAGAAUUUAUGGGUAUGAUUGUUGCCGCAAAUCCAUUAGGUCAAUUUAUAUUUUCACCAAUUUUUGGAUGGUGGGCAAACAAGGCAUCAUCGAUUCGCACGCCGUUUAUCGUGUCUAUGAUAAUUUUCUGUCUUGCAAGUGCCAUGUACUCUUGUUUGGAUAUUGUUGAAAGUAAUGUAAAAUAUUGGAUGGUUUUUGCUAGAUUCUUUGUUGGAGUCUCAUCUGCGAAUAUUGAUCUCUUGACGCAACAUCAAUCAAUUCCAUUAAUUAUAAGUAAUAGCAGAUCCAAUUAUCUUACACGAAAUCGCAUUUUAUUAGUAAUUUGCAGAAGUUAUGUAUCAGCAGCAACAACGCUUAAAGAGAGAACCAAAGCUGUUUCAUUAUUAACCCUAGCACAAACAUUAGGAUUUAUUUUCGGACCAAUGCUUCAAGGCAUUUUCACACCACUCGGUGGUGAAGGAAUCAAAAUGUUUUACAAUAUUCCACUGUCAAUGUAUACGGCGCCAGGAUGGUUGAAUGUCUUCUUAGGAUUAUUAAAUCUUAUUUUAUUCUUUCCAAAGUUUUUCCAAGACAAGAGAGUAGCGGCUCGUGAGCAAAUGCUGAUUCAUGGAAAAGAGACUGAAAAGGAAACGUGGAAAGCUAUUAAGCCGGAUUAUCUUGUGUCAUGGGCUUUGAUCUUCUCACUUUUUGUGUUUGUAUUUAACUUUGUAUUACUUGAAAGCCUUGGAACGCCUUUAACAAUGGACCAGUUUGCAUGGACAAAAAAAGAGGCACUUGAAAAUAUGGCAUAUAUUAUGACUGCCGGCGGAAUUAUUGCAUGUGGAACUUUCCUGAUGAUAUCACCACUGUGUAAAAAGUUCAAAGAGAAUGAUGUAUUGAUUUAUGGUGGUUUCUUCCUUAUGAUAUUGGGUAGAUUCACACAUAUUCCAUACGGGAAUGAAACUCCAAAGCUAGCCUAUCCCAAAGAAUAUGGUUUUGAGAAUGGAACGUAUGUAAUAUUUAAGGAUGAUGAUGAAGCUGUGUUAGGGUGUCCAUUUAUCGAGCAGAAAUGGUGUUCAACGACACCAAAACUCGGAUUCACAGAGUUUAUUGUCGGAUACUUACUUACUAGUUUUGGAUAUCCUAUCGGCCUUACGCUUAUUCAGACAAUUUUUUCCAAAGUACUGGGACCACGUCCCCAAGGCAACUGGAUGGGACUAAUGACAAAUGCUGGAUGUUUAUCGAGAAUUUUUGGUCCAAUCUGUGUGUCAAUGCUUUACACUAGAUUUGGUACACUUGUUAUUAUGUUGUUCACAUUAGUUUUAAUGCUUAUACCAAUGAUAUGGUUGUUCUUACUUAAAGAUCGACUUUAUAUAGAAGAGUUUAAGGAUCGGACGGUUGAAAUGGAAAACAUGAGUGAGAGAAGAAAUUUACAGUCAGAAAAAGAUAAUAUUAGCUAAUAAAGACUUUAUUUACAAAUUUAA
Chironomus riparius is the source of this 1804-nucleotide messenger RNA. The record is from the annotation of a GenBank genome assembly. Lineage: Eukaryota; Metazoa; Arthropoda; Insecta; Diptera; Chironomidae.